CUACACAGCCUACUGCGAAUCCGUGCUCCUCUUCCCAUGCGAAAUAACCAUACGAGUCCGAUGACCCAUUUGGAAAACGCUCCCACAUAUUUCCCACGACAAGCCUCCAUACAUGAAGCGAUUGAGGGGCUGCUCCCGCUGCAGACCGCUAAGAUGUCUCAGGCCCUGCCCAAUAUCACGAACCUCUGAACAUCUGAUGAGAACAUCCCGCGCACAUCAACCACUAUUUUCCUUCCUUCCCGCCGUUGCACAGACUUUUCUUAUUCCAACAACACGAUCGUCAACCAGGUCAUCUGGCGAUAACACGGCAACAAUUUCAAAUCCAUGCCUGGGAAGCUUUGGAACGUCUGUGUUUAUCCCGCUGUGGGUUGCUUCUUUCGUGCACCACAACCGUCGUGACCCUGCUCGUGGAGGACAAUCAAACCCGAAUCAUCGACUGCCUCCGUUACGUAGUCAGAAGGUCGAGGAUUCAUGGCAACGUCCCUGGUCGGACACACCCAUCUGCCGGUGAACUGCGGGUCUUGAAGGACAACAUAGGACGAGAUCCACUAUUGCAGGAGAGGUUGUACGCAAUUGAUGCACUGAAUUGAUAGUACAAGCCUCGUCUUGCCAGCGGGUGUUUCAAUUGGAGGCCAGAGAAUG
Messenger RNA from Mollisia scopiformis, 642 nucleotides. RefSeq lists its product as uncharacterized. The transcript has a single exon. The record is from RefSeq and is a predicted model, not a curated record. The coding region runs from base 113 to 511 and encodes 132 amino acids. Lineage: Eukaryota; Fungi; Ascomycota; Leotiomycetes; Helotiales; Mollisiaceae.